UGGCGUCCACGGUCCACCGUCCACAGAACAACAUAAAAGAUAUUAGAUAACACUCCGUAGUCCGUCGAGUCCGUCCUACACUUCUAUAGUAGAGUAGAUUAAAUUUAACCUAUUCUGUAUUUCUGUGGUCCUACCACUUUCACACUUCACUGUGCACGUCGAGCGUAAGAGUAAAGACACGUUAUAUUAAUUUUAUGCUCUUGGUAAAUUAUAUCGGAAUAUCUUCUCAACCAGGUUAUGGAAGUAAAAUGUCAAUGAUAAAACCUUCAAACACCAUGAGUGAUAAUGAUCGAUUAGUACCUUGCUGCAGCACCUCAAAUCCUAUGCCUAGCUCUAGCAUAACAGAUUCAAAUCCAAGUUGUAGUAAAACAACUCAAAUUUCAAACCCUAACACUAGUAGUUUAAACGAGGGUUGUAGUAAUCCGGGCCCAUCUAAUGAAGAUGAAGAAUUAGCGCUACCCCGUGCAUCAAUCAAUAAAAUGAUUAAAGAUGCUUUACCAAAUAUUCGGGUUGCUAAUGAUGUAAGAGAAAUGAUAAUGAACUGUUGCACUGAAUUUAUUCACUUAGUAGCAUCGGAAGCUAAUCAAGUAUGCAUGGCUCAGCAGAAAAAAACUAUUAACGCUGAACAUUUAUUAAUUGCCCUAGACCAUUUGGGAUUUGGAGACUAUCGAGCACAAGCAGAAGAAGUUGGUAAAGACUGUCAGUCUAAAAGAAGAAGACAAAGUACAAGACUCGAAAAUUUAGGCAUACCAGAGGAAGAACUGUUACGACAGCAACAAGAAUUAUUCGCAAAGGCCAGAGAAGAGCAAAUGGCUCAAGAACAACAACAAUGGCAAGAACUACAAGCUGCAGCUCAGCGAGCUGCUAUUAAACCUAAGACUGAAGAAAGCAGUGAUGAAGACGAUUACUCCUAAUUUAUAAUUCAACAGAAUUAUAGACAAUUCAAAUUCAUCAUCAUUAUGAAUUUAAUUUUUUUUUCUUAAUUUGUUAUCAUCAGUUUGUACAUUUUUACUAGUAUCUAAUUUUCUUAUAAAUGUUUAUUUUUUAAAUUGUUCCAUUAACUUUUUUGUCAAAUAAAUAAAUAAUUGCGUACAAUUUAAAUUAUAUAUUACAAUACUCUUGCAAUAUAUAUAUUAUAUAAUAUGUAUAUAAAUCUUUUAAGAGUAGACUUUUUAACAAAGCCUAUGGACAGUAAAACAACUUUACUUUUGUAUUGAUUGGAACAAUUUAUUAUGAAUUGAAAAUAAAAAAUAAUAUUGUUUAAAACAAUUA
Molecule: messenger RNA, 1272 nt
Organism: Acyrthosiphon pisum (pea aphid)
Lineage: Eukaryota; Metazoa; Arthropoda; Insecta; Hemiptera; Aphididae
Gene: NC2beta
Product: negative cofactor 2beta
Exons: 5
Coding region: 195-914 (239 amino acids)
Biological process (GO): negative regulation of transcription by RNA polymerase II; RNA polymerase II preinitiation complex assembly
Cellular component (GO): negative cofactor 2 complex
Molecular function (GO): protein heterodimerization activity; RNA polymerase II general transcription initiation factor activity; TBP-class protein binding
Source: RefSeq, a predicted model, not a curated record